Suhomyces tanzawaensis NRRL Y-17324 is the source of this 1596-nucleotide messenger RNA. RefSeq lists its product as uncharacterized. NCBI's taxonomy places the organism in Eukaryota, Fungi, Ascomycota, Pichiomycetes, Serinales, Debaryomycetaceae. The annotation marks the transcript as partial. The transcript has a single exon. The record is from RefSeq and is a predicted model, not a curated record.
AGCGGCGAAAGGAACACCCGCAGGGUCAGCGACAUGGUUAAAACCACGCCAGCGUCGCUCGUACGCCAUUCGCGGGUGUACUCAACCUCGGAAGGCUACAACAAUUCGGACCCGCUGAUCAAUUCUAUCUCCAACGGAAAGGCGUCGCUCCUCCUCCAGAACAAGCUCCUUACCGAGAACCUCCCCCCUGCGCUCGUGCCCAUCGUCAAUCUCAUCAACGCUCAGAAGCUCCGUACCUACGCCAUGGGCACACUCCAGGUGCCUGGAGAACUUGCGUCUGGCGAGCGGGUGUGGUUCGAGGUGGAAGCCAAGUUGUCGGGUAAUGAGCUCUCGCUCUGGCGGCCAGCUGACGACGAGUACGACGCUGGCAACACCGAGUUUGUUCCAAAGUACAUCAAUUUGACAGAUGCCAAGGUGGAGGUGGUGACAGGUGCGCCUGAACUCCGCGUGGUGCAGGAUUACGACAACACCUUCGUGUUGCGUUUUCACUCUACCCAAGAACACCGGCUGUGGUUGGCAGCCAUGUACUUGGCCAAGUACGAGUACACAUCCUUGAACGAGGCGUUCACCGCCGUGGUGUUGUCCCUCAAGGCGUCCAAGCUCCUGGACAUCCACGUGCUUCUCUCGUCUAAGAAGCGUUUUGCCAGACUGGAGUGGUGUGACUUGCGUUUGCCACAGCUCUCCAACCGUUGGUUGCGAGUAUACGUGGUGAUCACUCCCGGUGAGGCCAAGCACCUUGGGCGCAUUGAAAUGUUUUCGUCCGAGAAGACCACCAAAAAGAAUUUAGUGGUGUAUGUUUCCAACGUGGCCAACGUCUACAACGUCUAUCCUGAGCACACCAACAUGAUCGACUUCAACGCCAUCAUGAAGUUGAACGGAGACAUCUACAUCAACAAGAACUACGAGCACUACUUUGUGGGUGCGGAUGUCAAGUCGUUCAAGGCUCCUUCGCGGAGCAGCUCCCACACCUCGUUGUCGUCGUUAGUGCCAGCCACUGGAGGCCACGUUCGUACGCCGUCCGCUACGUCCACGUCGUCGUUGUUCAGCCUGGCUGAUAACGACAGCCCCAGACGGACGUUCAGCGGAGUCUUGAGCCCAGGACGCCAGAGAAGUGCCUCGUCUGCCUCAACUGCCUCAACGGUGGUGGACACAGCAGAGCCCAAGCGUACCUCGUCGUUCCUCAAGAAGAACAUGAACGGGUUCGUGGCCACUAACCACUUAUACCUCAUGCCCAUUUCGCAUCCAGGGGUGCCAGCGAUCGAAAUCAUGAUUCGCAACUUCAUCCAUAUCGUCGACUCGUUCAAGUUGUACGGUAGACCCGGCCACCUCGAGAGCGACAAGGCCAACCCCCAAUCGCUCCUCUUUGCAUUGCCUUCGUUGCCGCACUACCAGUACUUGUCGAUCGACGACGCCAUUACGUUGGUGGAGCGCAAUUUUGCAACCAGCAUGGUCGAGGACUGGAGCCAGUUGCAGUGGAGCCAGGCGUUCAAGGCUGCAUUGGAGCACAAGUUCGCCAACGGCAGGUACAGAGGCAGUGGUGAUAUUGCCAAGUUGUACGGCAACUUGGAUCUCAAUUUUGACGAGAUCUCGAGUCCU